CUCAAAACAUAUUUUGCAUAAACAAAUAUUUAUAUGUACAAUUUUAUAAUAAUUAAUCAUGAUUAAUUUAAGACAAAUUGAGAAUAAGCUCAGUGUUAACGAAUUUAAAAUUUUUAAAUAAUAAAUGGAAUUACAGACAAUCGAUAGUCUAUACAUGAGACUUAUAUCUUUAAUAAAAGACCUUUAAAAUAACCCCAACAAUCCAGAGGCGAUAAAGCAAGAAAAAAUAGCUCUACAUUAACUCUUUUUCAUAUUUGGUCCAUAAAUGAGGAAAGCAUUAAUACUACUUGACUAAAAAGAUAUUUCUAAAUAUUAAUGCGAAAUAAUGUAAUAAUGCAUUCCUUUGAUGAGUGUUUAUAAGAUCAACGAAAGAUCAGAAAGUUUAGAUAAGCAAAAUAAGGCUUAUCUUGUAUUUAUAAGCGAAAAUGGAGCAAAAUACUGCAAUUGUGAAGAUUAUGUUAAUAAUAUAGUUAGCGAUUCAAACAACAUUAUUUGCAAUCAUAUAUUAGCAGCUCUGCUUAGUGAAGCCUAUGCAGAAUAUAAGAUUAUAAAAGUUGAUUUAAAUUAGUAUUUAAAUUUAUGUGCUGCAUGCUGCUGAAAAAUUUGUGAAACCAUUUUAUAAUAAUUGAUUCAUUUCGAAUAAAUAAUUGAUAUUUAUCUCAUAUGACUGAUAAUGCAAUAAAUAUUAAGUCUUACAAAUAAAAAAACAUAAAUGAUAGAAUAAUCUAAAUUGGAUAAAAAUAGAAUAUUUAUUUAGAAAAUGAAGAUAAUUCUAGUUGCCAGUUUAAUUAAAUUACAUUUGAUGAUGUAAUCAUAUUUUAUUUAUAAUUUUAAAAUAACCUCUCUACUACUCUCAAUAUUAAUAUAUAAAAUCAUUUAGAAUUAACUAUAAAAGUGAAAAUACAUCUUAAUUAUUUUAAAAAAUUUUGCUGGCAAAUGAACAAAUACUACAAACACUCAAUUAUAUAUAUUUCAUUAUAUUUAUUAUUUAGCUAUUCAUUUUUAUUAUAAAAAACAAAAAUGAAGAAAGUUGCUUAAAAUAAUUAACCUACUAAUUUUCUAUAUAAGUAACAUAUUAAAUUUAGUUAAUUCAUUCUUCUUAGAAUAGCUUACUCCAUUUAAAGUAACAAUGUUUAUAUCUAAGACGAUGAAAUAAGUUAGUUUUAAUUUUUAAGUUAAUUAUUUGUUCAAUUAAUAUAUCAAAUUUAAAUCUUUAAUUUAAUUCCUAUUUAUGUUUAAAUUGUAUUGAUAACUAACUCAA
Tetrahymena thermophila SB210 is the source of this 1261-nucleotide messenger RNA. Its product is annotated as SWIM zinc finger protein. The record is from RefSeq and is a predicted model, not a curated record. The transcript has a single exon. Gene Ontology annotation, biological process: double-strand break repair via homologous recombination. Gene Ontology annotation, cellular component: Shu complex. Gene Ontology annotation, molecular function: zinc ion binding. Lineage: Eukaryota; Ciliophora; Oligohymenophorea; Hymenostomatida; Tetrahymenidae.